Molecule: messenger RNA, 2798 nt
Organism: Nymphalis io (European peacock)
Lineage: Eukaryota; Metazoa; Arthropoda; Insecta; Lepidoptera; Nymphalidae
Product: protein cereblon-like
Exons: 8
Coding region: 149-1549 (466 amino acids)
Source: RefSeq, a predicted model, not a curated record
UUAUUGUCAAAUCAAUGUUAAGUUUUAUUUAGUUAUUUACUAAAUACAUUGUUAUAUUUCUUUGAACGAGGUUUACUUACUCUUGAUAAGGAUAAAAGCAACAAAAGAUUUGAAUAUUUCACUCUUCUGAUAACUGUUAAGACGUGUAAUGGAAAAUAAUGGGUUGAGUGUUCGAGAGGAAGGGUCUAAUGAGAGAGUUAGUGGGUCCGAAAGGAGGGGUGGUGGUAGUUCUGAGAACGAUGAAGAUUCAGAUGAAGAGGAGCAACAGUUUGAUAUUUCUCUCGCCGCCUCACAUUCUUAUAUGGGCAAUGGACUUGUCCAAGUAAGCGGGCGAUCAGUUCUGGAGGCCGGCUGGACGGGGCGCGUGCCCGUGAUCGCGCACCACGGCGCCGUUUUCCCGGGCGAAACAGUACCCAUGCUGCUGACCAACGAACGCGAUGCAGCUGUCAUCAGCCGGGCCAUUCAACAUGACAAAUUGUUUGGUCUACUGUGUCCAGACGAGACUGGCACGCUGGUAUGUGGCUACGGCGUGCUGUGCGAGGUGUUCGAGGCGGACGCGGGGGUGGGGGAGAGGGAGGGCGAGGGGCCUCGCUCGCUGUCUUUCAAAGCGCGCGCCACGCAUCGCUUCCGCUGCGUGCCCAAGCAGCCGGCGCCGAUACACGUGUUCAGCAGGAUGCGCGUGGUGGAGGUGUGCGUGCUGCCCGAGGUGCGGCUGGGCGACCCGCUGGCGCCCGCGCGCCUGGCCAGCCUGGACGCGCUGCGCCGCGCGCGCACGCCGCUCGACGCGCGCCUGCGCAGCAUGGACGCCGCCGUCACGCCCUGGCCGCUGUUCGUGUACGACAUCUUCGACUACCGCCGCAUGCGCCAGAUCAUCGAGGACUACUUCCGGAGCCUGUCGCUAGAGAACCUGCCCGAGGAGGCCGUGUCGCUGUCGUUCUGGACGGCGUCCAACCUGGCGCUGUCGGCGCGCGACCGCCUGGCGCUGUUCGCGGUGGACGACACGCUGCUGCGCCUGCACAUGGAGGUGCGGCUCAUCGCGCGGGUGAGCACUCGGCGGCGCCGCCACGCGGGUCCGCCGGCCGCCGCUAAACGGCAUUUCUCUUUUCAGAAAAGUGUGCUGUGCUGUUCCUCGUGCGCGGUCGAGAUCGCCCGCCGGGAGCACAUAUUCGCCAUGUCCAGCGAGGGCGUGCAUUCUAAUUACACCAAUAUAGGCGGCUACAUGCACGACAUAGUGACGGUGUCGUGCGCCUCCAACACGGAGCUGAGCGGGGCUCCGUCGGCGGAGUUCUCGUGGUUCCCGGGCUACACGUGGACCAUCGCGCUGUGUGCGGCGUGCCUGGCGCACGUGGGCUGGAGGUUCGACGCGCAGCGGCGCGGCCUGCGCCCGCAGCAGUUCUACGGGCUGUGCCGCAACUACGUGCAGCCGCGCAGCGACGAGCACUCGCCGCCCGCGCGGCCCGGCCGCUCGCUGUCGGCCGAGCUGCGCGCCGCGCGCCGCGCGCUGUCCGAGCUCGACCACCGCGAGCGCCGCGACCGCCCCCCCUCUUAGCGCCGCGGCCGCCCCCCCUCCUAGCGCCGCGGCCGCCCCCCCUCCUAGCGCCGCGGCCGCACCCCCUCCUAGCGCCGCGGCCGCCCCCCCUCCUAGCGCCGCGGCCGCCCCCCCUCCUAGCGGCGCGGCCGCCCCCCCUCCUAGCGCCGCGGCCGCCCCCCCCCCUAGCGCCGCGGCCGCCCCCCCUCCUAGCGCCGCGGCCGCCCCCCCUCCUAGCGCCGCGGCCGCCCCCCCUCCUAGCGCCGCGGCCGCCCCCCCUCCUAGUGGCGCGGCCGCCCCCCCUCCUAGUGCCGCGGCCGCCCCCCCUCCUAGCGGCGCGGCCGCCCCCCCUCCUAGCGCCGCGGCCAAUCAAAAUUGUCUUGGAACACCAUUCCUGCCUGCAUUAUUGAAGGUGGUCUGGAUCACAUGUCUGGAUGGACACUCGCUGCGCGUUAUCCACAAUGUCACCAGAUAUGAUAUAGAGCACCACCGCCGCACCAUCGAUAUGUACUCCCAAAUUACAAUAUUCGGACGGAAUGUUUACAAAUUCGCAUGGCAAAAAUUAAAACAACACGACGUCACACCACCGUAACUUAUGACGAGGGACUCGCGUCCUAGACACCAGAGUCCGGGACGCGCUAACUGCACUAGUGUUGGCGCGAGUGCGGCGGCCGAGGCGAGGGCCGUGCGCAGUCAAAGGAAUCCGACAGAGCCUCGCGUCUUUAUAGUAAUUGUACUGUGUUUGUGUUUUAUAAUACUAGUAAUAAGCUGUAUUUAUUGAAUGAAUCAUUAGAGUACUAUGUAAAAAAAUAUAUAAAGGUGUCACAGACUUCUAUUCCAUUUAGCCACCAAACACAUUUUUUUUUCGAGACACUGAAAAAAAUCGCCAAGUAUAUAUAUAUGUAUAGUGCAAUAAUUUAUCUCAUUUUUUAAAAUAUCUUAAAUUGUAAGCCUACUAAAAUAUUUGCUUGGUAGAAGAGAGGUUCUACAUUAUAGACAUAAAAUAUUAAUGGUUUUUUACAAUUUUAAUAAUGUUUUCUAAUGGAAAUGUUUGAGCAAUGAUUCAAUGAUUAAAGGGUAAUAAUUGGAAUAGUAAUGUUUCAAUUUGGAGAGCUAUCGUAACGAACUCUCCUCAACGCUGCAGAGGAACUGACGAAAUCGUAUAAAAUCAAUAUUUUUAUGUUAUAUAUAGUUGUAUAGCGACGGCAAAACUAGCAAGUGUUGAAGAAUAUUUAAUAACAAUGUAGAAAAAAUAAAUUCCUAAGCAAUA